UGAGGAGUGGGACGACUUUGUCGUGCACCUGACACCAUCGACGACUACCCUAUGUAUGGCUUGCUCGUGGGGUUCUCCCUAUGGGGGACCCUCUGGCGUCUCCUCUUUCCGCUAGGAUUCUGAAACACCAUGACGUGUAGAGUUGAGACGAGGGGUGAUACUGAGACCACUCCUUACACGAAAGAACAGGAGGAGGAGGCUGCAAAGAUUCUGGCCGAGCAGAAGGCCAGGAAGGAGGAGGAGGAGUUGGUAAAGCAGGCUAAGAAGUUGGCCUUAUUGGAGGAGCAAGCCGCAAAGAAGAAGAAGCUGGAGGAAGAGUUGGAGAGAUUAAAGAAGGAGGAGGAAGAGAAAUUGAAAGCAGUGGAAGAAGAAGAGGAAGAGGAAAAGGUGGAAGAAGAAGUCCCUUUGAUACGAAGGGCUAGAAGAGAGAGAGUGGAACCUAGCGGCACACAGAAGGAGGACCCAUGGCUGGAAAAGAACGUAUCUGAGUGGGUCGCAGACUUAUCCCUGGGAGAGGAAGAGGAGGCGAUGCUAUAUGUACUGAGGGAAGAACAAGAAGCAGUUGUGAAAGAAUCGGAGUCAGAAGAAGACCCUCUGCGUCGCCAGACAAUUGAAGACGAGAAGAAGUUGCAGUGGAAGUUGUGUCUGGCCAGGGACAAGAAGAAACAGUUGGAGGAGGCCAGUAAGGUGGCAAAAGAGUUGGAGGCAGUGAAGGAGCAGAGCGCACAAAUGGAGGUGCAUGCAGAUGUUCUGGGGAAGAUGGAAGUUAUGGCAAGGAACAUAGAACUUUUGGCGAGGGCUCAGGAAGAGCAAUAUCAAUUUGCAAGAAGCCAGGAUGUAACCUUGCGAUCCAUAGGAUUGGGCUUUAGAGAGUUUGCCCGCAAGAUGAUGAUGCACAUGGACAUAGAGGUGAAAGCCAGGAUGGAGAGCAUAGAGCGAUUUUGUACAGACCCAAUAGAGGGCACCGAGUUGGCAGCUCCUAGAGAAGAAGAGGCGCGUCCCCGUAGAGAUCCGGUCAAAGUCAAGCCGUGGUUAGAUAGAUUUGUGGUUGUGUACUCAGACGAUAUUCUAUUGUUUAGUAAGACCCUCCAGGAGCAUGAGGGCCAUCAGAGGCAGGUCUUGGAGAAGUUGAGGGAAGCUAACUUCAAGAUCAACGCAGAGAAGUGCGAGUGGGCCAAGACACAACUUUUGUACUUGGGCCACGUCUUAGAUGGAGAUGGCAUAAAACCUGAGGACAGUAAGAUAGCGGCGAUUAGAGAUUGGCCGACUCCCCGCACAUUGACAGAGUUGCGGUCAUUCCUAGGGUUGGCAAACUAUUAUAGGAAGUUCGUGAGGAACUUCUCUACCAUCGCUGCACCCCUUCGAAGGUUGCUAAAGAAAGAAGCAAUCUGGGAGUGGGAUAGAGACUGUACGUCGGCCCUGAAGAAGCUAAAGCGGGCCUUGAUAGAGUAUCCAGUCCUCAAGGUAGCCGAUCCAUCCUUGCCUUUUGUUGUCACUACUGACGCAUGUCAGUACGGUAUAGGUGUUGUUCUACAACAAGAUGAUGGCAAUGGGUAUAGACCCGUAGAGUUCACGUCUGCGAGGAUGCCUUCAGAGAAGGUAGCAACAUCAACCUAUGAGAGGGAACUCUACCCUCUCAGGCAAGCACUAGAUCACUCGAAACACUACUUGCUUGGGAGGCACUUCAAAUUGUAUUCAGACCACGAGACGCUGAGGUGGUUAAAGACGCAGGCCAAGAUGACACCUAAGCUUACUAGGUGGGCCGCAGAGAUAGACCAGUUCGAUUUUGAGCUCAAGCCAGUCAAAGGAAAGUACAAUGUGGUUGCGGAUGCUCUAAGUAGGAGAGCUGGUUACUUCGGAGCGAUAGUUCACUAUCUGGAUAUAGGGAGAGACCUGCAACAAAAAGUCAAGGAAGCGUAUGCGCAGGACCCUAUUUAUAGUGAUCUCCUCAAGAGAGUUGAGGAGUUUCCAGAGUCUGAGCGAGACUACCGCACUACAGAUGGGUUACUAUUCGAGAAGACUAAUGUAGCUGACCGUUUAUGUGUUCCCAACAGCGAAGAGAUCCGUAGUCUGAUCUUAGGGGAAUGUCACGACACAGAAGGAUAUUUUGGUUGGCAGAAGACAUUAGCCAACCUUAUUCGCGCUUAUACGUGGCCAGGACCAUAUAGCUUUGAGGAGGUCAGAGUGAUCACGAGCGAGACGCCUUUUUGCGAAAUACGUUUUACACAUGGUCAUCUCGGCCUGCAUGGCCGCUGCCUCACGAGAGCGGAGACACUGCAGGAGUUGCAGGAUAGGGAGGUGAGGAGUGCACUGGAUCCGAUUUUGCAAUCCAAUCCGGAGGUGGAAUGGUUGGCAUGGCAUGAAUUGGAAAUAUGGAUGGAUGAGGCGCUGAUGGAGGAGGCGGCGGUGGACGCGGCUAACGCGCAGGCAGCAGGACUGAGCCAUAGGAGGAAACCUCGGUGGGGAGGAAGACAUCGGCGAAACAUGGCAUGGGAAGGGAGGGAAAAUGACCCCAUGCAGACGGAUGAACCACACUGGUUGCUCGGCAACGAUCUGAGGGAAAGGGGACCGGGGGGGGGAGAAACGGAGAUUGUCCAAUGGGAGGAGGGAGGAGGAGUGGAGCUGGGGAGCAGUCUGGCUGCACAAGCCCAGAACACCAAUAAGGAAGAAGACGGCGGGGAGGAUCAGCUGGAUAAGAGAGAGCAUGUCGCGACGGAAGGCGAGAGGCAAAUAAGGAAUAAGGAAGAGGAGGGGAGAGUAGGGGAUGGGAUCCAGAGGAUACAGCUGGAUGGCAAGGACCUGGAAAAGGGAGCAUUGAGUAUGCAAGAGAAGGGGGAAGAGAGGGAGGACAAGCAAGAGCCUAACUCGGGGGAUUACGGGAUGCCGCUGGAGGGGAUAGUGAGUACUGAAGAGGAGAAUGGAACUUCAAGUACUUCGGGAUCGGAGGUGUCCGAAUCGGACACAUUGGAGACAGGCCAAUCGGACCAACAACAGAUGGAGGAGCAAGAGGAGAGGGUGGAAGAGGAGGAAUCACGAGAAGUAGAUAUGGGAGGGGAGGAGCAAAUGGAGGACUCAACACAAGCAGAGGAGCUGCAGGAAGCUGCCCUAGAGGAUGAGUCGAGUUUUUUCGUCACUGUGACUAUGCGAAAGAUGGCCCCGCUGAUGACGGUGAUGGACCACCCUUUGGAUGAGCAUCAGAGCCAACAGCGUACCACACGGGGGAUUUUGAAGUAUGUGGUAGAUUUCUACUCUCAGCUGGGGACAGAAGAAGAGCAAUGGACCUCAGAGGCUAUGGCCAAAGCACCGGAGCAGGAAGUAUGGAGGCAUUUCCGGAACUGCUUAGACCUGGAGAGUAAAUGUAAAUUGGAAGAAGACAUUGAGCCGGAGGAGGUGGAGAGAGCAAUAGCAGAGCUCCCCCGACUGAAGGCGCCAUGGAUGGACGGCAUGCCGGGUUCUGGAAUUGCUCCAAAUGUGGUUUCAUAUGGCUGCUUGAUUCAGCUAUACUCAAAGGUUGUGUACUCUAUCAUCAUCAAUGGCUUCUGUAAGGCUGGGGACAUGGCAAAGGCUCAGGAACUGGUUUGCAAAAUGAAAGAGGAGGGAACAUAUCCAAAUCACAUGACGUACACUUCAAUCAUUGAUGGGUAUGCGCGUCUUGGAGAUGCAAACGGAGCAUUAGAAACAGUGAAAGCAAUGCGCAAGGCAGGGUAUCGGCCAAAUACGGUGGCGUACAACUGCAUUAUCAAGGGUCUGCUUCACGCAAAGAAUGUGGAAAAGGCAGAGGAAAUCCUGCGAGAAAUGACUGCAGCAGGUGUCAAGCCGGACCUGCACACGUAUACAGUAAUGAUGGACGGCUUGGCAAGGAACGGUCAGAUUGAAAAGGCAUUUGAGUUCUUCCGCAAGGUAAAGGCGGAUGGGAUAAAGGUAGACGAGGUAACAUAUGGAGUUUUGGUGAAUGCCUGUUGCAAAGUAGGCCGUAUGCAGACGGCGCUUGCGCUAGCCAAUGAAAUGCGGCAGGAAAUGGGACUCCGUAUGAACAACAUACUGUACGUCACUCUGAUGGAUGGCUGGGCUCAGCGUGGGGACGUGUGGGAGGUGGCAGACCUAAUGCUUCAGAUGAGAAAUGAGGGGCUCCCUGUGGAUGCGCCGCACUACUGCGCACUUAUAGGUGCUUGCGGUCGAGCAGGAGACAUGCCAAGGGCGAUGGAGACUGUCGCAGAGAUGGAGCGUGUGGGAAUUAAGCCCAGUCUGCGUGUGUUCACAGCACUCAUCACAGGCUGGGCUCGUGUGGGCAAUCCAGCUGCAGCCGUGUCGGUGUACAGGAAACUCAAAAGCCAGGGACUAAAGGCAGACCUUCCCGUUUUUCAUGCUCUGCUGUCGUGCCUGAUAACAAAAGCUCCUCUGCCAGAUGGUGUGUCCGAAAAGGAGAUCCUUAGCGUCUGCGACGACAUGAAGGAUGCCGGAAUCGUUGUGGAUGCCCGGACCGCCUCCUUUUGGGACAUGCAACUCCGAAAGCUUGCAUUGCCAUUUGCAGGAGGUUUUCUCAAUGCUCUGCAGGAUGUUUUCCCCUCUGAUUGGCAGACUGCUGCUGAUCGAAAUUAUGCCGAUGUUGCCAAUGCUGCUGUCGGUCAAAUGGCCGAUGAUAUCCGGGCAGGAAGCUUACUGGAGACAGCAUCAAUGAUGAUGACCAUGGGCAUCACCCCCCUUGCUGGUGAGGGCAGACCACAUGAAGGUGAUGGUGCCAACCGCCAUGUUGUGGACGUUGGGAUGCAGUCUGCUGCUUCACCGCCCGCUGCAAAUGGCUUUCAAGUUUCCUAGCUGGUUCGGGGAAAAGGGAAUUGUGUUUGUCAGGUACUCAUUCUUGACAUUUGAAAUGGACGUUACGAAUGUAAGCAUCCGGUAAUCGUUUUUUUCAUUUCUUGCUCCUUUCUUGUGUCGCAAGGUGCAAUGCACAAGGCUAGGCCUGAAGGCAAUCCAGAGUCGUAUGCAACUGAUAACCCCUAGGGCUGAAGUACCCCUAUGGUUGCAGUAGUAGGGAACUUAUCUUGCAGGAAGUGCAUACACCGCUCGCAUGUGCGGGGUGCCACACACACCGCACUGAUGCAAGGCACCAAAAGCUGACCAAAAGAAUAGCAAUUCUGGGGAGAAAAUGUAAAAUACUUAAAUUGAAAUGUUGCUUUUUUAGCAACUUUUGGCUGCCAAUGAAACCCCAAAAUCUUGCCUUGUUCUAUCAAUUUAGAAAAGUAAAGGAUGAUUGCAAUUCAGUUUUGAACUCUUUAACCUUUUUUCAAUAUUUCCAAAUUUUGGUGUGGUGCACCAGCUUCUGGUGGUGCGGUGCACUGUUGCACAGCAGAUCGUGCAGCCCACCGUGCAAGUGUUCUUCCAGUAGCAGCAGUAAAAGCGCUUCGUUUGA
This is a messenger RNA of Chara braunii, 5410 nucleotides long. Lineage: Eukaryota; Viridiplantae; Streptophyta; Charophyceae; Charales; Characeae. The record is from the annotation of a GenBank genome assembly.